UCCUAAGACAAGUUCAGGGCUCUGGGGACCUGAUGGAGAAGUCCCAUCAGACGCUAGGAAGGCUUCUCAGACCAAGUGAGCAACUUCACUUGGGAAGGCCUGAUGAUGUCAGAGCGUCAGGCUUUCACGAAUGGAUGCAGGAAAAUACAGACCAGGAUAGACUCCGGUUUGGCAGGCAGGAAAAAAAAAAUCACGGCCCUUCGCACAAAAAGAGGACACCAGAAAGAAUUCCUUACACCUCCUCUCGCCCAUGAACACUUACCCAAUUACAAUCAGCCCAAGACCUUGGCUCGUGUCCCCCGGGCCAGGCCCUGCGCCCCGAGGCCUGCGCGUCCCUGCGCCUUGGCUUCCUCCUCGCGCCCCGGGCUGCCAGAAGGCGGCCGCGCGCCCCCGCACCCGCGGGGCCUCGGCUCCCCGCCGGCCCAGCCCUGCGCCCCCUCGGCCGACUUAGCCCUGCACGUGCAGCCGGGCCACACUCGCGGAGCGCCGGCCUUCAGCCGCGCAGUUCCCGGCGUUUGGGACCCAAUCUGCGCGGCCCAUGGGCGCGGCUGCUGGGGGGCGGGCGCCGAGCUCUCCUGCCCUCUCCAGAUCCCUGGGACCUUCACGGGCCAGAUUCCGCUGCGGCGGGGAGACGCCUCCGGAGCUCUCGGCGCAAGUCCUCCUCUCUCCUCUGCAGCUGCGCUCUCGCUGGGUGGGGCCGGGCCGGGCUGGACUGGGGUCCACUUCUCCCCCACUUCCUAAUCCUGGUCGGCACUCCCUGUCCCCAGUCGCCGAAUCUGGCCCUCUGCCGGCCUGUGGCUUUCCCAGGGACCUCAGGAAAAGCCCCUUCUCCCCGACCCAGGCCGGAUUUCAUUACCCACGGAUCAGCGCUUUGACCUUUGGAGACCCGCCACUUCGCCUUCUCCGGACCUCCAGCGCGCAGGUUUCUGGCCCUACCAUACCUUCCCGGGGUCUUUCUCAGGCUGAAGGUCUGUCCAGAUGGGUGUCUCCAGCCUUGCUUCUUCGAAAUAGAAUUUUAACUCACAAGAGAAAGAGAACUAUAGAAAGAUUUCACCUACUCUCUCUCCCCACCAGAGGAUGUAUAGAUUGAGAUGUGUGCAGAAUGAUGAAAAGUUUGAAUUACCUGAAACAUGUGCUCCCAGCUGAGGUGGAAGAAAGUGACCCUGCAUUCUUGUUUCAGCUCUCAUUCUGCAAAUAAGUAGGCACUCCGAGGGGUCUAUUCAAUGAGAUAUUUUGUUGGAGAAAUCAUUGCUUACGUUGGUCCCUAUGAGCUGUGCUUAAGUGCUGUCUAGUGUUCCUGAGGAAGACCAUGAUGUGUCUUGUUUGAGGAAACAUACAUGUCAGAUGGGUUUCAUUCAGUCAUGAACUGUAGUGCUAUUAAAUAUUGCAGUAUAUCAACCAUAUACAUUAAAUAAUAUAUCUUUAGACACAAACACACAGUAGACAAGAUUAUGUAUUGUUUAGUUGACAAAAAUGUUGAUACUAGAGGCUCACAGGAAUGUAACUCUGUAUUUUGACCGGUAGCAAUGGUACAGUAACUCACCAUUUCUGUGUCUGCAGCUACUUUAUAAAAACCCAACUAUUGAGAAUAAUGAAAAUCAACUGUGUUACCUGUUCACAUUUAUGAAACACUGCUAUACAAAGUCUUCAUAAAUUUGAAUUAUUUAACUUCAAAACCUUAUUAGGAUAUCACGAACACACAAACAAUUUCAGAAUACAAAAACUAGGUGAUGGAAGUUUUAUAAUUAGCGCUAAGUCUAGAGUUUAAAAAAAAAAAAGAAAUCUACGUUCAGAAAGAGAACGGCCAGUGAUCAC
Messenger RNA from Ictidomys tridecemlineatus (thirteen-lined ground squirrel), 1815 nucleotides. RefSeq lists its product as uncharacterized. NCBI's taxonomy places the organism in Eukaryota, Metazoa, Chordata, Mammalia, Rodentia, Sciuridae. The record is from RefSeq and is a predicted model, not a curated record.